AUGGCUGCCGUUCCCGUCCGUCGCGCCGCUAUUGUCUUCGUGCUGCUCGUGAGCGUCAUCUUACUUCUCCGGUCCUUCUCAACCUCGGCGCAAGACGCACAUUACCAAGAUGAGAGGCCACUGCGCAUUCCACCCCAGGCAAGGGGCCAAGCGAGGUCCUCAUCAUCACAGGUCGCAGUUGGAGACGCCGCAGGCCUCUCACUUCUGGAACGCCUACGGUUCCAGUAUCCGUAUGAUCUCGACAGCAAGUUCCCCGCAUACAUAUGGCAGACAUGGAAAUAUUCGCCCGACUCCCGUUCAUUCCCAAGCCAUCUUCGCUCAUUAGAAGAAUCAUGGACCUCGCUAAACCCAGACUUCGCCCACGAAGUAGUCUCGGACCAGUCGGCGGAACAUCUGGUCCAAUACCUCUAUGGCGCCAUUCCUGAAGUCGUCGAGGCAUACAAUUCCAUGCCUGUACCGGUUUUGAAGGCUGAUCUAUUUCGCUACCUGAUUUUGUUGGCGCGUGGAGGAAUAUAUUCAGAUAUGGACACGCAGGCGCUGAAGUCGGCUAUUGACUGGCUUCCAGAUGAUAUGGACCCAUUGUCGGUUGGCCUCGUGGUUGGAAUUGAAGCUGAUCCUGACCGGCCUGAUUGGCAUAAAUGGUACUCGAGAAGAAUUCAGUUCUGCCAGUGGACUAUCCAAGCCAAGCCGGGCCAUCCUGUUCUUCGCGAUAUAGUGGCCACUAUCGUCGAGGACACUCUGCGAAUGAAGCGAAAGGGCAUCCUGACCAUGUCUAAGAUGGACAAGUCAAUAGUGGAAUUCACCGGUCCUGCAGUUUGGACUGAUGCUGUGUUCCGCUACUUCAAUAAUGCCGAAUACUUUCAGAGCGAAGAGCCCCGCAAUGUCACAUAUGCAGACUUCACGCAUCUGACUGUACAGAAGAAAGUUGGUGAUGUCGCAGUUCUUCCAAUUACCAGCUUUAGCCCAGGAGUCAAUCAGAUGGGUGCUGGGGGCCUGGAACACCCUCUAGCCUUUGUCAGCCAUCAGUUCGAAGGUAAUUUGUACUCCUUAAUCUCCGCUACUGUCAUGUUUGAGCAAGACUAA
Molecule: messenger RNA, 1083 nt
Organism: Talaromyces atroroseus
Lineage: Eukaryota; Fungi; Ascomycota; Eurotiomycetes; Eurotiales; Trichocomaceae
Exons: 1
Coding region: 1-1083 (360 amino acids)
Biological process (GO): protein N-linked glycosylation
Cellular component (GO): mannan polymerase complex
Molecular function (GO): alpha-1,6-mannosyltransferase activity
Source: RefSeq, a predicted model, not a curated record